This is a messenger RNA of Colletotrichum navitas, 463 nucleotides long. RefSeq lists its product as uncharacterized. The annotation marks the transcript as partial. The record is from RefSeq and is a predicted model, not a curated record. Lineage: Eukaryota; Fungi; Ascomycota; Sordariomycetes; Glomerellales; Glomerellaceae. The transcript has a single exon.
GCUGGGCUCUGGAUAGGUAGGGCGAACAAGAAAAAGGAGUUGGAUACGGAAGACCCUGCAUAUCCCAUGUCUACGGGUGUUUGCAAUUGACCAACUCACGGGCGUGCGGGAAAACGGGAAAGGGAAGGAAGGCAUCCAUUAAGCGCAUUGGCACCCCCUCCUGCCGAAUCAAUACACUCCGUACUAAUUUGAUACCAAGUAGCAUCGCGGCAGCGCGGGAAACAAAAGAAAAGAGAAGGAGAAAAUGAGUACCUAUCUAUCUGCCUGUGUCCGCCUGCCCUGCCCACACACUAGCACCGACCCCCCCCCUUCUCCUCUUCCUCGUACCCUUGACUGCUCAUCAUCAGUGGCGCUCUUUUGGCUUCUUCUUGUCCUCUCUCAUCGACCCUGUCUAUCCUACGUUACUCUGAUCUUAGCGUCUGUCGUUGGACUAGUCGGCUCGAAAGCUACUACUAGUCUACCU